This is a messenger RNA of Misgurnus anguillicaudatus (oriental weatherfish), 3039 nucleotides long. RefSeq names its product myostatin a (gene mstna). Gene Ontology annotation, cellular component: extracellular region. Gene Ontology annotation, molecular function: growth factor activity; cytokine activity. NCBI's taxonomy places the organism in Eukaryota, Metazoa, Chordata, Actinopteri, Cypriniformes, Cobitidae. The record is from RefSeq and is a predicted model, not a curated record.
AUAUGGUAUUUUGAGCUACAACUUCACAUAUGUACUCUGGGGGCACCAAACAUUUAUUUAACAUCUUCAAAAAGUCUUCUGAAAUGUCCCCUUUAAGGGUUACAAUAUUAUGUUUGUGCUUAAACAGUCCACCAUCAGGAGGCGCUGCGACCGGCCGGCCCACCCAUUUCCCACCCGUACUAUCUCUGUCCUUACCCAGGUCAUCUGUUGUUAUUUAUGCAUCUAUAAAAGCUACACUGCUGAGAAAGAGAGAUAGAGAAACCAGAAGACAUCUGUCUUUGCCGAACAGCUGUACCAAUAAUGUCCAAAGCACGUACAAGGACAUCAUAUCAGAGUUGGAAAAAUGUUAGAUGUUUACAUAAAUCUCUAAUCCUACAUUUUACAAAUAACAGUCUUUAUAUAUAAGUACUAUUAUCCUGUUUUCUGCUAAUAGACCAAGGGGCUAGCAAUGCCAGGGUCAUAGGUUUAAAUAUAAAAAAACACAACUUUAAUCUACAGUAAGUCUAUCUCGGAAAUUAUUAACUCAUUUUCAUAUGCAUAUGGCAUUCACAUCAAUUCACUGGUAUAUCCAACACAACCGACUAACCCUAAAAACCUUUACAGGCUUGCAAACACAACAAAGCUCCAAAAAUCUCAUCAUAUUUGGACUUAUACAGCCGACCAAUCAUACGAUAUCUAACAGCGGGGAAUCUGAAGUAUAAAACGGCCUGGGACUCUGAACAUCUGUCCAGUGCUGUUUGGUUGCUGAAUGCGUAAAAGUGCCAUCCGUUCCCAAAUGCCCCAACGUCUCCAAAGACACAAAACCAUGUUGUUUAUUCUUUAUCUGUGCAUGUGGAGUGUGCCGGGGUCACACGGUCAGAGUCUGACCACCACCACGACAUCUCAAACCUUUGUGACAUCUGGAGAAGACAACGGGCAGUGCACGACCUGUCAGUUCAGACAGCAGAGUAAACUCAUGCGUUUGCACUCCAUAAAGUCGCAGAUUUUAAGCAUCCUGCGUCUGGAACAAGCUCCCAACAUCAGCAGGGAUACCGUCAAGCUUCUUCUGCCCAAAGCACCUCCGCUUCAGGAGCUCCUGGACCAGUAUGUGCAAAAUGGUGGAGUAAGUGAAGAUGAAGAACAGGACAGCAGCGAGACCAUCAUUACCAUGGCCACAGAACCUCAAGCUAUUACCCAAGGGGAGGGGAUGCCGAAAUGUUGCAUGUUCUCGCUGAGCCCCAAGAUUUUACCCGACAGCAUUCUGAAGGCCCAGCUUUGGAUCUAUCUGAGACCAGCUGAGGAACCAACGACAGUCUUUAUCCAGAUUUCUCGCCUAAAGGUACCUUCGGAGGGGAACAGUCGCUCGAGAAUACCUUCCCAAAAAAUUGACGUAAACGCUCAGACGAACUCCUGGCAACAUAUUGACAUGAAGCAGCUGUUACAGUCGUGGCUGAAACAACCCGAAAUGAACUUUGGGAUAGAAAUCAAGGCCUUCGACGCGAACGGAAAUGACCUGGCUGUAACUUCUGUGGAAUCGGGCGAAGAAGGACUGCAACCCUUCCUGGAGGUCAAAAUAUCGGACACCGCCAAGCGCUCCAGACGCGACACUGGCCUCGACUGUGACGAGCAUUCCACCGAAUCCCGCUGCUGCCGGUAUCCGCUCACCGUCGACUUCGAGGAUUUCGGGUGGGAUUGGAUAAUUGCACCCAAGCGCUACAAAGCCAAUUACUGCUCCGGCGAAUGUGUGCAGAAGUAUCCCCACAGUCACAUCGUAAACAAAGCCAACCCUCGGGGCAGCGUUGGACCGUGCUGCACGCCCACCAAGAUGUCCCCAAUAAACAUGCUGUAUUUCAACGACCGUGAACAAAUCAUCUACGGAAAAAUCCCCUCGAUGGUCGUGGACCUUUGCGGGUGCUCUUGAACCCUGAACGAGGGGUUCCGGAGUCGCUAUAGCUAACAACAGGCCCUAAUGUCUCUGGAACAGAAGGAAGUGAAAAUAACCUUUGCAUAAAAAUCCUUUACUUACAUAGUUCCUGCUAAACCAAUCUGACCACACCAAGGUCCCAACAAACCAACUUAGCCAGUGUUUUUAGUUCGUUCUCAUCAACUGUUGCACACAAAGACAACGUUUGGUUUAUUAAGGUUGAAAUGCUUCCUCUGUCAAUGUGUUUGAGCAGAGAGAUGACCCGAUGGGCUUUACCAGGGUGAUACCAUGAUAUAACAAUGUACAAAUUACUUGAAAUGGGACUGUGCAGUUGAUUAUUUAUAUAAAGUUGCUUAUCCCCCAGUGACCGAAAACAAGAACGCUGACCCAGAAAUGGACUCAACAUGAUGUCUAAACAACACUGUCCCAGAUGAAUCGAAAAAAUCUGCAGUUUCAUCUUAUCGGCAUAUGGAUGGGAGACAAAAAACUUUUUAACUAUUACCCAUUUAAUCAAUUUAGGUUGAAAUUGAUAUCUUUUGGAGUUUUUGGAACCACAAACAAAACUUUAGUUUCAUGUUUAAAUAUUUUUAGACAAUGCUGGGACAACUACAUCAACUACCCAAGUGCGCGCAUUUUAUUUCGUAAAACACACUGUUUAUAUUGCUAUUGCUUAUCGUAGAUAUCAAAUGUAAUGUACUAGUAAUGGACGUAGUGAUUUCUGAACGAAUUAGUAGAUGAUUUUAAUUUUAGUCUAUAGUUUAAAAACAUAUUAUUUGACUGUAGUUUUGAUUUUCCAUGUUGUCGUACCAAGUAAAACAACUGUUACUGAUGUUUCCGAGUUGUUUGUGAUUGUCCUUAAAGGACCUCUUCAAAGUUGUCCCCUGUGACCCCUAACAGAAUGACACCAUUGGCCUCGUUUCAAGCAUGUGGCCCACAUUACGGCGCGCAAAAGCAACAAGCCCAUGUUGUAGGGAAGUUAAACUUCCUUCGCCUGUGUUAUUUUGUUCUCUGAGGCCCACCCAGUGGGUUAGGGGCCCCUUGAGGCAAAAACAGUAGAAGUCCAUUCCCAGCUUGAGGACAAUGAGUACGCACAGAAUUGUACUGAUUUUGGCUUUAUUAAAAAUGUAUCGCUUGCA